Penicillium malachiteum is the source of this 267-nucleotide messenger RNA. RefSeq lists its product as uncharacterized. Bases 1 to 267 code for a protein of 88 amino acids. The record is from RefSeq and is a predicted model, not a curated record. Lineage: Eukaryota; Fungi; Ascomycota; Eurotiomycetes; Eurotiales; Aspergillaceae. The transcript is spliced from 2 exons.
AUGUCUGGACACUUUUCGAUGGAACAUAUUGUGCUACAAUUCUCAUUCUCAGCUCCACCUGCCCGCGAUCGACCGCCGCCCUUCGAAGGGCCCUUCCUCCCUCCCUCCGAAUGUCGACAUGCAGGUGGUGGCACAAUCUGCAGGGCCUACGACGCACAGCAGGGAAGAAGCUCUGAGUGCAUUUACAACUCGACAGUGCAGGUGGAGGCACAAACUGCAGGAUCGGAGGAGCACAGAGGAGAGGAAGCUCCAGUGCAUUGGUUCUGA